This is a messenger RNA of Penicillium brasilianum, 2014 nucleotides long. NCBI's taxonomy places the organism in Eukaryota, Fungi, Ascomycota, Eurotiomycetes, Eurotiales, Aspergillaceae. The record is from the annotation of a GenBank genome assembly.
CUCCGUGUCACAGUACCAUAGGCAGUUAGCCUGCGUCAUCAUAGUGCCGAAGCUGAUCAAGGUCGAUAGGAUUGCGCAGCAGCCGAAUUACACCUUGGUAAUGGACUCCUUCCCCGCAGAUGAUCCCACGGAACCACACGCCCCACGGUAUCUGGUUGGCCCUUGUGCAUGCCUCGGAUACGUAGCGUACUUAUACAGCAUUUUAAAAUCCAGAUUCUUCAAUCUGCUGCUUCCUGUUGAUUGUGUCGAUGUUGCAAAACGAUGGCGGUCAUCUCUGAAUCAAUCCUAUAUGUAUCGCAGCAUGUCGAGGGUGUCCUUUUCCUUCUCGCUGCACUGUAUCUGGUUUCCAAUUACCUCACCCCAGGGGUACGCAAUGUGCCGGGGCCAUUCCUAGCAAAGUUUUCCAAUCUGUGGAGGUUCCUCGACGUCGCCAACGGUCAUGCUGAGGCCACCUUGUACAAACUGCAUCAGAAGUACGGGGACUAUGUACGACUCGGACCAAAUGUGGUGAGCGUACGAAAUUUGGAUGCGUUGAAAGCUAUAUAUGGCAUCAACAAGGGUUAUCCGGAAGACGAACUUCUAUCAUGUGCAGCAGCAGUUAGCCAAGGGAAAACCGACUCCCACGCUCUUUACUACAACGGAUGAAGACUUCCACGCUGCUAUCAAACGACCUGUAUCAGGUGCAUACUCGAUGAGUACUCUGACCGAAUUCGAGCCCUUUGUCGACAAGACGAUUCAGACUCUGUUUAAGAAGCUGGACGAGUUUGUGACCGGGAACGAGGUUUGUGAUAUUGCGGUCUGGAUGCAGUACUAUGCAUUUGACGUGAUUGGGGAAAUGACUUUCAGUAAACCACUUGGCUUCUUAGAAAAAGGCGGGGACGUUGACGGUAUUAUUGCGGCCAUUGAGCAUAUGCUGGACUACUCGGGGAAGAUUGGCCAAAUGCCAUGGCUCGAUUAUAUCUUUAUCAAGAACCCACUGAGACAGCUUAUCCAAGGAGGUUCGACCGGUGCAGUGGCUCGGUUUGCGCGAGCUCGCCUGGAUGAGAGGUUGACGCACUCAAAGUCAGGAGCGGAGGAAGCUCGAGACCCCACCAAGACACACCGGGACUUCCUUUCGCGCUUCCUAGAGGCAAAGAAAGAACACCCAGAGAUUGUGACUGAUAACCAGGUCUUCUCAUAUACCGUGAGCAAUGUGAAUGCCGGCUCCGAUACCACAGCCAUCUCGCUGAGAGCCAUUCUUUACUACACCCUCAAAAACCCAAGGGUCAUGGCGAAGCUAUAUGAAGAACUCACCACGGCUGAUCAAGAAGGCAGAAUCUCCCUGCCCGUAUCUUGGAAGCAAAGUCAAGAAGAGCUACCCUAUCUCGACGCAGUGAUCAAGGAAGCGCUCCGCCUCCAUCCCGCCGUCGGACUACUUCUCGAACGAAUUGUCCCCACAGGUGGACUCCAGCUUCCCAACGGUGGGCCGUUUUUGCCGGUCGGCACCAUUGUCGGCGCUAACCCCUGGAUUAUCCACCGUCACUCCAUCUUCGGAGAGGAAGUUGACUCCUUUGUGCCGGAACGCUGGUUGCAGGCGGAUGGGGAGUCUGAAACGACCUUUCGUGCGCGGAGGCAACGGAUGCUCAGCGCAACAUUCACCUUUGGAGCUGGGCCGCGGACGUGCAUUGGGAAGAACAUUAGUCUGUUAGAGAUUUAUAAGCUGAUUCCUUCUCUAUUUCUGACAUAUAAGAUCGAGCUUGAGCAUCCGCACAAGGAUUGGCAAACUGUCAACGCGUGGUUUGUGCGUCAAAAACAUAUGGACGUCAGAUUGGCUCGCUAUAGUUUUCCAUAGCAGUGAGUAGCAUGACGAAUUAGCGCUAGGAUAGCGCCGACUUGUUUGCAACCCCGCACAAUGCCGAGAAUGGGAAAUCUAGGAGAGCCAAUGGGCGCGAUAGCUUCGGCGGCAUCUUCGUUGGCGCGGAAAGGGGGGCUUGGUUGAAAACCAGGCCUACACUUGCAUUGCACUUGUGGUAGG